AUAUAGAGAAUAUAACAAAACAAAAGAACGGGAAAAGAAUUUUUCACUUACAACAAUCUGGCGAGGAGUACGUGGCGGUGUGCAUUUUAAUAAAUAAUAUAUAAUUUAGGAAAAUGAUUAGAAAGUAUUAAAUAAUUAAAGAAUUCCAUCAGAAAAGUAUUAAGAAAAACUGCUGACAAAUUUCUUUAAAAUGUUUUUCCUUGAAGCUUUGCAGCUAAUUAGUUUCAUUGGUGGAUUGCUAUUGGCGGCUUUGCUGCUUCUGUUAUAUUAUGUACAAAAAUCAGUCACAACUGCACUGCCUAUGAUUAAGCGGAAUAAAUUGGAAAAAUACUAUUUUAAUCCUAAUACAAAGCUCGAUGAGGCAUUUCCGAGUAUAGAUGACGAGCCUAGUGUUGACUUAAGUGUCAUCAUACCGGCAUAUGAGGAAGAAAAACGAUUACCUUCAAUGCUGACAGAAUCGGUUUGUUUUCUUGAAGAACGUAUCAAAGAUGGAAAAUUUACAUACGAAAUAAUACUUGUGAGCGAUGGGAGUAGAGAUGGCACAGCUAAGAUUGGACACGAGUACAGUAAAAAACUUACCACGGAAAAGUUUCGCGUUCUCAAUUUAUUAGAAAAUCGAGGAAAAGGUGGAGCUGUACGAUUAGGUAUGUUAAGCGCGCGGGGACGUAAUUUACUGUUUGCGGAUGCCGAUGGUGCCACAAAAUUUUCAGAUUUGGAAAAACUAGAAUAUGGUAUGAAAGCUUUUACUGCUGAUUGGCGAAAAGAUGGUUUGGUGGUAGGUUCGCGUGCGCAUUUAGAAAGUGAAGCUGUUGCAUCCAGAAGCUUAUUUCGCACAUUCCUAAUGCAUGGCUUCCAUUUGCUGGUUUGGGUAUUUACAGUACGUUCUGUACGUGAUACACAAUGUGGAUUUAAACUAUUUACACGAUCGACAGCUAGAAAAUUAUUUCAUAUAAUGCACGUGGAGCGAUGGGCGUUUGAUGUGGAGCUGUUGUAUCUUGCUGAACGUCUACGACUACCUAUAUCUGAAAUAUCUGUAAAUUGGAAAGAAAUUGAUGGUUCAAAAUUAACGCCAUUCUGGUCCUGGUUGCAGAUGGGCAUUGAUCUGUUGCUGAUAUGGUUCCGUUAUACAACAGACAUUUGGCAAAUACCAAACAAGCGUCAUGACAAUUAGAAGUCCUGUCUUGUCAAUAAUUUUUUAUGAUAUACAAAAAUGCAUUUACGCACAGCUGCAGUACAUGAAGUAUUUAACGUGAACAAAUAUGAUUAUUGCCCUCAGAGAGUAUAACUUGAAAUUAAUUAUAAUUUUGGAUGUAUAGCAUUAACAAGUUUCCCUACCGCUGCAGUUGGAAAUUCCAUUCGUUUUCUAUUGAUACAUUCAUUUUUUGUUUUGUUUUAAACACUAAUUUAAGGUACUCUGUUUUUAAGUCUACAACAGAUGCAGAUCCUAUUUAACCAUAGCUUUCAUUUAAUUUUAAAUUUUGUUUUAAUUUUUUAUUAUAAAAACUUAAGUUGUAAAAUUUUGAAAUUAUCUUUACUCGUUAAAUUUGUUAAGAACUUUGUUCGAAUGUGACUUUAAAAAUGUAAACUUAAAAAUUAAAUUUAUAUAUUAUAUAUGCAUAUUAUUAAAUAUUAUAUUAUAUAUUU
This is a messenger RNA of Teleopsis dalmanni, 1644 nucleotides long. RefSeq names its product dolichyl-phosphate beta-glucosyltransferase (gene wol). Gene Ontology annotation, cellular component: endoplasmic reticulum membrane. The transcript is spliced from 6 exons. The record is from RefSeq and is a predicted model, not a curated record. The coding region runs from base 191 to 1171 and encodes 326 amino acids. NCBI's taxonomy places the organism in Eukaryota, Metazoa, Arthropoda, Insecta, Diptera, Diopsidae.